This is a messenger RNA of Oryza brachyantha (malo sina), 752 nucleotides long. Its product is annotated as protein YABBY 7-like. The transcript has 6 exons. Gene Ontology annotation, biological process: polarity specification of adaxial/abaxial axis; cell fate commitment; multicellular organism development. The record is from RefSeq and is a predicted model, not a curated record. NCBI's taxonomy places the organism in Eukaryota, Viridiplantae, Streptophyta, Magnoliopsida, Poales, Poaceae. Bases 1 to 495 code for a protein of 164 amino acids. Gene Ontology annotation, cellular component: nucleus.
AUGUCGUCGGCGUGCGACCCAUGCUCCGGUCUCCGGGAGCGGCUCGGUUACGUGCAGUGCAACCUGUGCGACACCGUGUUGCUGGUGAGCGUGCCGUGCAGCCGCGUGCUCAGGGUGGUGGCCGUGCAGUGCGGCCACUGCUCCGGCAUCCUCUCCGCCGUCAGCCUACCGCCGCCGCCACUGCCGCCGCCGGCGUCCGUCGAGAUACGUCCUCAGGAGCUUGAUGUUGAACCGCCGCCAAGGGAGUACUCUGAUGAGAGCAGCGGAGACGACAGGGAGGGAGGAGAUGCAGAGGACGAUGUCCCUGCUGCUGCUGCUGCUGCUAACAAGCCGCCGGGGAGGAGGCAGCGGACGCCGUCAGCCUACAACUGCUUCGUCAAGGAAGAGAUAAAGAGGAUCAAAUGCAUGGAGCCUAACAUCACACACAAACAAGCAUUCAGCACAGCUGCUAAAAACUGGGCUCACUUACCCAGAAUCCAGCAGAAGAGAGGCUGAGGGGUCCUCUACACUGAACUACCCCUGAAAACGGCAAACUGCAUAACAAGGUAAACAAAAUUGAUGGGCACGCGUAGGCAGCAGAUAGAUCCAUGUUUCGGGAGAAAUUCAAGUUGUAGCUCCUGCAGAUCACACUUGUAUCCGUGGAUGUUUCUGUUGCACAUCUCAAGCACGUGGUUCAAGAAUUCUUCUCUUUCAUAUGAUAAAUGCAGUAUAUGUCGUGUCUUGAGUCUUGACUUAGUUUAACAAAUACUCCA